CCUUUUCCGUUGCAACAUGGCUGCUACGGACCAUUACGAUUCUUCAAACCUUUCUCCCCCCCGAACCGAUCUGCCUCAAAAUAUCGUCUACUGCUGACAAUGAAUAUCUCAGAAGAUCCGAUUACAGGUCAUUACAAAGAGAACGAUGUUGUGACGCCCGGCCAACUAUGCGUCGCAUGCGUUGAAUUCGCUCAAGACUUCCGCAAAUACCUCGAGGAGAUCAUGAUCGAAGGUAUUAGCUCCAUCUACAGUCCCUCUGGUGAAAAUCAUCCGCCUGGGACGAAGGCCGUAUGGCCCAAAACCUUUACUUUUCAUCACAAUCUCCGGAGUCUGAAAUCAUCGCUCGAAGCGGAUUGCCACCUCUGUACUCUCCUAUGGCUCACUAUGCUCUCUCCGCAAUUUCUUGCGGAGCCUGCGACAGGCUUUGAUUGGGAUGGAUCACUCAGUAUACGGGUCGAAUCGAGAAGUUAUAGUUCAGAACGGAGAGGCCAAGAAUUUCAUCUAUCCCUCGUAGAGCCUGGCACAGAAUACGCACUUUCUUCAGGGUUCGCAGUGCUUGAUCUCAAUUUAGGCGUACAGGUUGUCUCAAAGACCUCGUCUGAACAACGGGAUCGACAUAUUCCAGCGAAGGAGGCCUUCAGCGUGUGGACAGGUUCUCCUACUAGCCUGAAGCUCGCUAAAUCGUGGAUUGAAAGCUGUGUCACAGAGCAUGCAGCUUGUGGAGCAGCCUCAAGCAGCCAUAAGAACGCAGGCUCUCGACCAACUCGGCUUGUCGAUGUGAGUUCCGGCACAGAAUUCGUCCGCGUUUGCAGCGCCCCCACGGAGGAAGUUCGGACGGCCGACCAGCAACCAAGAGAUCGCCAGUCUCCAAUUCAUGUAGAUUAUGUCACAUUGAGUCAUGCCUGGGGCGGAGCUGAGUUCGUCAAGUUGACGACGCAAAACUACGCUCGAUUAUGUGAUGGGUUUUCAAUUCAAGAGUUACCAAAGACAUGGCGAGACGCUAUCUGUCUUACACGGUCACUCGGAUACCGAUACAUCUGGAUUGACGCCUUGUGCAUCAUUCAAGAUUCUUUAUGCGACUGGGAAGUCGAAUCAGGCUUGAUGGGCCAAGUUUAUGAGCACUGUCACGUAAACAUUGCCGCUCUGGGAAGUACAUCGAGCAACGAUGGCCUUUUUAGAUUUCGGAAUCCCCUCAUGUUCAAGAAUUCCUGUCUUCGAGACGCUCUCGGUAGUUCCGGAUGGCCAAAUAACCAUUACCUUGCUAUGGCUGUCAUAAGGCCACCGAAUUAUCAUGGCUGGGACUUCGAACAUUCGUUACAUCACGCGGGAGACCUCGACUACAUCAUCUCCCUGAAAAAUGAGCCACUCAACAAAAGGGGAUGGGUCAUUCAAGAACGCGGUCUCUCUCCUCGAACGCUAUAUUUUGGAAAGGCUGGUCUUUUCUGGGACUGUCGAGAAAAGGAGAGACAGGAGAUGUGGGCGGACACACUAGGCUGGGGGCCUCAUUUUCGCGACCCUGAGCCAACGAACUCGAAGAAGGUAUUCUCCUGGCAAUUGACGUACUCCGAUCCAACAGAGCAAAGAGUAUCGCUCAGGUAUAUGGGCUGGCGAGAGCUCAUCAGGGAGUACUGUGCUGCGGAACUCUCCUUCGAGUCCGAUAGACUCCCAGCCAUAUCUGGUCUAGCGAGGCUCAUUGCAGCAAAUCCAGACAUGAAGUGCGCAUACUAUGCUGGCAUCUGGGAAAAGUGGCAGAUAGACGAUCUGUUGUGGUGCAUCAAAGAGCCUGUUGCAUACGAUACGGAAGCUGUCGACCCUAACGUCCAUCGAGCGCCUAUUUCCUUCUCGUGGGCUUCAAUUGGAGGACCGUGCAGAAUAUGUUGGCCAUUUAGCGAGUAUCAGCUCACAGGGAAACCGAAGCAGAUCCUAUAUAGUGCCCAAGCGGUUGGGCGUUGUGUCCCUUUUCGACCUGCAGCAUUUAUGACGGCUGACUGGAAAAGUGACGGACAAUUUGGACGCAUAGUAUCAGCAUCAUUCACUCUCUCAUGCUUGAUUUGCCCGUUAUCUCAGACCGAGGUAGAGGAGUGGAGUGAGCGGGGGCGACAAGGAGAUUUGUAUAAGCUUAAAGAUCAUCAAAAGGCGAGACGGGAGACGGGAAUCAAGUCAUUCCCGGACAAGGAAGAGGGCAAGCAUGUUGCAACUCACAGGGCCUCUCUUGCUAAUUUGGACUUGAUCGAGCCAGAUCAAAGCUACCGUCACAACGAAGAUUUUAUCGUUGACUUUGGCCUGAUCCUAUCAGCGAGUGGCAAUGGUUUGCAGAAAAACGCUACCUAUAGACGUUUGGGCAUGUACUAUGAUACCUUCUACGAAGAAUCAUACGUUAAGACCCGGAGAGGCAUGUAUCAACACGCUAGUGUCACACUUAUCUGACUCAGGCGGAAAGCAUGGUUACUAUACUCGUGCAGAAUUGAGGAGGCUUUCUUGCGUGGGAGAACAUUUUGGCCAAAUCCAACUCAGUUUGAACAUCACUUUUCCAACUCUCUUCGAAAAUUGACUGUCCCAAGCCUCGAU
This is a messenger RNA of Colletotrichum godetiae, 2568 nucleotides long. Its product is annotated as heterokaryon incompatibility protein-domain-containing protein. The record is from RefSeq and is a predicted model, not a curated record. The coding region runs from base 100 to 2427 and encodes 775 amino acids. The transcript has a single exon. Lineage: Eukaryota; Fungi; Ascomycota; Sordariomycetes; Glomerellales; Glomerellaceae.